This is a messenger RNA of Yarrowia lipolytica CLIB122, 438 nucleotides long. Its product is annotated as 40S ribosomal protein uS12. The record is from RefSeq and is a predicted model, not a curated record. Gene Ontology annotation, molecular function: structural constituent of ribosome. Gene Ontology annotation, cellular component: cytosolic small ribosomal subunit; ribosome. Gene Ontology annotation, biological process: translation. Lineage: Eukaryota; Fungi; Ascomycota; Dipodascomycetes; Dipodascales.
AUGGGUAACGGAAAGCCUAGAGGUCUUAACGCUGCUCGAAAGCUCAGAAUCCACCGACGAGACAACCGAUGGGCUGAUGCCUCUUACAAGAAGCGACUUUUGGGCACUGCCUUCAAGUCCUCUCCCUUCGGAGGUUCCUCUCACGCCAAGGGCAUUGUGCUCGAGAAGAUCGGUGUUGAGGCCAAGCAGCCCAACUCCGGUAUCCGAAAGUGUGUCCGAGUCCAGCUGACCAAGAACGGUAAGCGAGUCUCCGCUUUCGUGCCUAACGAUGGUUGCCUCAACUUCGUCGACGAGAACGACGAGGUCCUGCUCGCCGGUUUCGGUCGAAAGGGUAAGGCUAAGGGAGAUAUCCCCGGUGUCCGAUUCAAGGUUGUCAAGGUCUCCGGUGUCUCUCUCCUUGCUCUCUGGAAGGAGAAGAAGGAGAAGCCUCGAUCUUAG